Molecule: messenger RNA, 5724 nt
Organism: Synchytrium microbalum
Lineage: Eukaryota; Fungi; Chytridiomycota; Chytridiomycetes; Synchytriales; Synchytriaceae
Exons: 24
Coding region: 1-5724 (1907 amino acids)
Biological process (GO): proteolysis
Molecular function (GO): aspartic-type endopeptidase activity; calcium ion binding; protein binding
Source: RefSeq, a predicted model, not a curated record
AUGUCGCUGAGAGCAGGUCCCUCUGGAUCAGGCGGCAGAGCCACAAACAUGUCGCUAGCUCAUCUAGCAUCGCAGUCACGACAGCCUAGCACUAUGCAGAAUAUCGCUAUGGUUGCAUCCAAAGCCGUGGCUGCUGCCCGAUACGCUGAAUUGCAAGCAAACAAGUUACGAAGUCAGAAGGGAGCAAGUGACAAACCACGAGUUGAACGAGAUAUGAGUCUCGAGCAGUUUAGAGAGUUGUUGAGAGUUUUUCAGAACUUAACAAAUGACGGCGACGGCUCACUCUCUCUCGAAGAAUUCAAAACCACAUUCGGACGCAUCCUCGGCGAUGGCCUAACCAACGACCAGAUGUCUGUCCUCUUUAUGCAAAUCGACGCAGACGCAAACCAGGGUAUCGAUUGGGACGAAUUCUCAACGUACAUGCUGCUGCGUGCCGAGGGACAGAGCAUGAUGCGGGAAGCCGAGGAGGUCGAAUACUUGGUGGUGUUGAACCACUUGUUUGAUUUUGAAGGUGCCAUGGGAGCGCUAGCUAGACCACCUAUACCGACGCCCCAUACGAAUAUGAUUGUGCACAUGUCGUGGCUGAAUCAUCUGAGACGGUAUAUUAGCUUGAGUCGGGACGGUGGGCUGUGUAUGUGGAAUGAUAAGCUGAAGCUGCAGAAGGCGUUUCAGGAUAUUCAUAGCAGCAUGUUUGGAAAUGAUGAUAAGAAGGGCUCGAUACCGAGAACGAAACAUGGACAUACCAAUCCAUGGGCCCAUGAUGCUGUGUUUAUGCCGGGAGCGAAUAAGCUUGCUGUUACAUGGGCUAGUCAUGAAAUAACAUUUCAUGACAUGAACUCAAUGGACGUGCAUUAUUGCCUGGACUUAGAAGAUGCCACCGCCCUGUCCAUCGACUUUCAUUAUGAUCCCGACGAUUUGCAAAGCGAAGGACUCCUAUUUUGGGGCACGGAUACAGGACACGUCGCUGUGCUUCACAUUGAGCCUGAAAAUUUGACCUCGUUAAGCGGUCCCAAAAAGGACUAUGGAGCCAUAGUCCGAGACUCAUGCCACGGCCACUUUACUGGUGCCAACGCCACGCAAUCGACGUCCUCACGACCUGUAAAUGCAACUAGUACCAGUUUAGGAGGUCUUGAUUCCGCUGUAGGUGUUUCGGCGAACGGACCACGUCUUGGACCGUUACAGAAGAGGAAAGCGCAUGGAGAUUGGUGUGUCAAGGUUAAAUAUCUAGCGGAUUUGGGUGCGGUGGUGUCUUGCUCGCCUGAUCCACAGGCUAGUCUGGUGGUUGCUAUUCAUCGGGGCCGGUGGCGGUGGGAUGUUGAGACGCUUGCUGUGCAUAAGGGGGUGAAUUGCUUUGCGUAUUGUCGGUUUCCGGUUACGCUUGUUACGGGUGGUACAGACCGACAAAUACGAUUCUGGAACCCACAUCGCUUAAAACGACCUAUCGCUAGUUUGAAAGGCCACGUCGCACCAAUAUCCGAAAUAUGCUGCAACGAGACAUAUGGACAAGCCAUCACUCUGUCUGUCGACAAGGUCAUUCGAGUCUGGGAUAUACGGCGACAGCAGUGUCUCCAAACCUUGACCGACACUGUCCGCCAUCGACCUGAAAACAUUAUCUCGACACUACACUUUUCACCGCAAAACCUGCGUCUCGUCGCAGCUUCUACUACCCUCCAAUCCUUCGUCCUCGCCGAAAAGAGAUCUGUGGGAUUCCAGGCACGCCAGCCAAAAAGCCACGACAGUCCGCUACGAUCGGCGCUAUUCAAUGCCAAUUUCAGACAGGUCGUAUCGGGUUGUGAUGGAGGAGUUGUAAACGUCUGGGAUGCCACAUCAGGAGCUAAAACAUUCCGAUUCACUGGCGCCAAGUCUGAAAUCACCGCCAUGGCAUUCGAUGUCGGACGACGCAGAAUCGUUAUUGGAGCGCGGGAUGGAAGCAUUCGGAUGUACAAUUUCAAUAAUGGACAGUGUUUGCAUGAGCUCUUCAAGGGUGAUAACUCUGAAGUCACUGGACUCGUUUAUGUUGAGCUCAAAGACGCCAAGUAUAUUGUCGCUAGUGGAUGGUCGAGACGUGUUGCUGUCUUUUUGGAUGAUUCGGAUUCGUUUACGUUGGAACCGACCUUGGCGUGGCCUUCGCCUAAUGAGCCAGGGAGUGCGUGGCAUCGCGAUGAUAUCUUGUCGGUCGCAUUCUGUUCUCCGACUAUGCUGGCGACGUCGAGUUAUGAUGGGGAAAUCAUCUUGUCGACCUUGAUGACGGGACAUGUCAUACAUCGCAUGAGGCCACCGUUGUGGGAGCAUGCUGAUCCACAGCAGCGCUCUAUCGACAAAGUAAUAUUUUUACCAUCUCGUAUCAACAACGUGCACGCCGCAGCUCUGGUAUCAUCUGGAUCAGACGGCGUUAUAAGAUUCUGGAAUGUCUGGAGCGGCCUUGAAUUACACGAAUUUGACGCUACAGAUGGACGCCAAGAAGGUGUCUUUGCUUUAGCCAUCAAUGAGGAUGAGAGUCUGAUGGUUACUGGUGAUGCAGCUGGAUUCGUCACUCUGUGGAAUAUUUCCGAGACAUGUGUUGCACCACCUCCACCAACAGGAGAUUCAGUUAUCAUGGUGCACCAAUUCCGAGCGCAUAUUCGAAGUAUUGUUAGUGUCGAUAUUGCUGAGCUUUAUCGGUCGAUAGUAACGGCUUCGUCUGAUAUGACUGUGCGGGUGUUUACUUAUGAAGGACACUAUAUCGGUACAUUUGGUCAAAUAUGGGACAUCUCUGAUCCAUCAACCUACAUGCAUCCACUAAUACCUGAAGACGUCCUCGCUGUCGAAACAGCAGAAGCCGAACAACGAGAAGAACAAGCUCGUGUUAGGAGUCUCAGUAACAAGGUCAAGGACAAACUGCUUCCAAAGCUCCGCAGACAUCUUUCACCUACGGGUCCGGAAAUGACGGUGAAUGUCGAGGGCAAGGAAUUUGUUUCUUCACAGGUGCAACUUUCGCCCGAGAGUGCUGUUACUCCGGUAGUCAGGAAGGAAGUUGUGCAGCUGCCGGCUGGACAGCCGAGGGUUUCACCUGCUACAAAUUAUGCAUCGACGGUGUUUGCAAAGGAAUUUGGUGCCAAGGUGCCGCAUAAGAAGCCCAAUAAUUCGUUGCAGAUUAAAGACUCGCAGCGGGUUUAUCAGCUGUUGGCUCAUCAUGAAAUAGGAACUAAAUUUGAAGGAAUGGAACUACUUCCACCGGCAUGGGCGGAAUCCAAUGUGCCUUCGCAACCGACUUUGCUCUCCAACAAAAGGCAAGUAUCUGCAGACGUCCUGAGCGCUCCUAGUAUACAGCUGUCGCUUAGAUCUGAGCAUAACCAUGGAGACUCUAUGGGACGCAGAGCAUUGCAGCUAUCAGAGAAUGUCGCUGCAGCUGGAACAGCACGGCCAAAACGUCUUAGGCGGCGCAUCGGAAUCAAUAAAGGUGUUGCCAUGAGUAACUAUUUUGAUGUUCAGUACUAUACAACCGUUUAUCUUGGAAGUCCACCGCAGUCAUUUAAAGUGGUUGUUGAUACAGGCUCCGCAGAUCUGUGGAUACCAGGCGUGAAGUGCACAGUAGCUCAAUGUGGAACGCACGCCAGAUUUAACGACACAGCAUCGUCGUCUGCCUUUAGCAAGAAGCAAAAGUUCUCCAUACAAUACGCUAUGGGUUCCGCCGCUGGAGACCUCUUUCUGGACCGGUUUUUAUUGAAUGUUUCCACCAGCGCCACCAGAUCAGUCAUUCUCCAAGUACUGAAUCAAACUUUCGCUUCCGUGACAAGUGAAACGUACUGGAAAUCAUACACACCAGAUGCCUUCUCGAACUUGGCACAAUCACAAUCUCGAACACCACUCGAGAAUCUAUACCUCCAACGACAAAUCGGAUGGCCUGCCUUUUCGCUUUGGCUGCAAUACAACAACAAAUCUGCAGGUGUUGCAGGACAAGGUGGGGUACUCACACUGGGUGGUGUUGAUCCAACACUUUACUAUGGCAGGAUUGUUUUCGUCCCAGUCGUGAAUCCUGCCUACUGGAGUAUUUCCUUGGAUGCCGUCUUAUGGGGAAACCAAAGCGUACCACUCGGAACCACCAAUAUGGCUGUUUUGGAUUCGGGCACCACAUUGAUAGGGAUGGACCCAGCUUCAGCAAGCAUGCUCAACAAUGACAUCGGCUCCUCACCAGCACCAGGAGAUCCCUACUUGUAUCUCCUUCCCUGCGCCACACUUAACGGCCUCAACUCCACCUUUUCUCUGGUGUUUGGAGGCAUCACGUUCCAGUUGUCUGGUCGUGAGCUAGCGGUACCCAUAGACUCGUCUGGAACUACGUGUUAUAGUCCGUUUCAGUCAGUGCCAGUGCCUGGACUGCCAGACGAUCAACGAUUGUGGAUUCUUGGGACAAUCUUUCUGAGAAAGUUCUACACCAUCUACGAUUACAAUCCUUCAACUGAUGGAAGCACCAUAAGUCCACGAGUUGUCUACUCAACAAGCUCUGUUACAAGGAACAACAACUCAUCUGCUUUUGUGCUGCGGACCAUAACAAGUCAAGCACACACCAACAAAGCCAAAGUCCUCUCGUUCGGUGCUGGUCUAGAUGGGAAACUGGGCCUUGGAGAUAUGGAAAAUCGAGCUAACCCAACGCAAAUCCCGACAUUCAACAAUAUGCGAGUUAAGGCAGUGGCGUGUGGGUUGCUUCAUUCUCUAGCUUUGGUCCACGACGAUGCUACAAAUUCAGGUCGAAUUUAUUGCUGGGGUAGUAAUUUCUUUGGCCAAUGUGGACAUGUCUCUGAUGCACCUUCCUUCUUUGCUGAUGAAGACGAAGACCAAAUACCGUCGCCUCUACUGUUGCAUCGACUGACGCAGCAAAACGUAACGUCCAUCGCUUGUGGUGACUUUCACAACGCUGCAUUGAGCGACGGAAGUGUUUAUACAUGGGGCGGUGGUGUGCUUGGAGGAGCAGAAGAAGCAAACGAUUCAAACCCGACUUUGGUUCGACGAUUCUCAGACACGCAAAGAAAGGUCAUGUCUAUACAGGCUGCUGGUGCCCUAACUCUAGCAACUGCCAAAAAAUCGGAUUCGUCAUCGUUGGAAUACUAUUUGUGGGGAUACUUGAGGCAGGGCAAAACUUGGAUGAGAGCGAAAUCACCAUCGUUAUUGGCUGCGUGCAUGAAGGAGAAUAUUAGAUUCUCGGCUGUUGGGCCGGGUGGUAUGGCAUUUGUGAGUCAGGACGGAAGUAGAGCCAAGUUGCUGGUGUAUGCUUCGGUGGGAAAUGAGGCAAUAAGGGAAGGGAUGCCAUUUCAGCGAGAGAAUGCAGAGGAUAUUGGUGAUGUAUGCUUAGUGGAGCCUACGGUAUCUGCUCGUGUGGAUUUGGAUCUGUCGACUGUAGCUAGUUUGAGCAUGGGUGAAGACUUUGGAUUGGUACUGAAAAAUGAUGGAAGCCUCCAUUGGUUUGCCGUGAACGAAUUCAAGACAUUACAGCCGCUACCACUUCCUGUUGCUCUGCCCGAUAAAAUCGUAUCAAUCCAAGUUGGCCGUACCUCCUCUACCGCUAUCACUUUGCACGGACUCUGCAUCCAAUGGAAUAUUGCCCAAUCCGCAUAUGCAAAUCGAGUCAAGCGGAAUCUGGACUUGGUCACUGAACUACAGGAGGGUAAUGGAAGGGUCAUAAACUUGCAAGGGAAGGUAAUUAACGUCGCAACAGGGCUAGAUCACUGGCUCGCUGUGGUUACCCAAUAG